Xyrichtys novacula (pearly razorfish) is the source of this 3821-nucleotide messenger RNA. Lineage: Eukaryota; Metazoa; Chordata; Actinopteri; Labriformes; Labridae. The record is from the annotation of a GenBank genome assembly.
AUGUGGUCGGUCUUCUUUGUCUUUCUGUCUUAUCUGGACAGAAAUUUUGUCAUGGGCGACUUCCUGAGCCGCGCUUUGGACGCAGAGAAGGAGAGUAAAGAAAUGUUCUUCAUGCUCAACGGCACCUUGUGCGCAAAAAUGUCAACCGUGAGGGAGAAUUUCCUCUACCAGGUGUCAGACGGAGCUGAGGCUGUCCGCUCAUUCGUCAGCCCCACAGGGAAGCUCAUAAACUGCUCCAUCACUGUCAACCAAGUGCAGGUGAAAUCGUUCGUGCAUGAGUGCAGGAUGGGACAGAAAGAGCAGAGAACCGAGCAGCGAGUGGAUACGCGCUUUACGCACAUGGAGGAAGCUAAACUGGCGUGCAGGGAGUUCAGAGAAAGGUCUUUGCGCACCGGAAAGUUGGAGAUGGAAGAGAGCAAUGACUCAGCGCUGCGGGACAAGGUUUUAAAGAGAUCCAAGAGAGGAUUCACUUAUCCCGGGACCCUGUGGUGUGGAGCUGGAAACAUGGCUGACCAUUAUGAGCAGUUGGGUAGGUUAAGUAAUUUCAUUAUAUUCCUGCAGAUUAAGUUAACCUUAUGUGUUUUUGGUGAGUGUGUGCCCAAUACCAAGCGGUGUCUGACCUCCGUGUUGCAGGAGAGUUUGCAGAGACGGACAGCUGCUGCCGUGUCCAUGACCACUGCCCGCAUGUCAUCCACGCUUUCUCCUCAAAAUACGGCCACACGAACUUCAAGUGGCACUCUAUCUGCCACUGUGACUGUGACACUGCGUGAGUUAAAAAAACAUGAUGCAUCCUCACAUUAUCACCCAUGUGCGUAAAACACAAGAUUUCCAGCUAAUGUUCAACCACAUUUAACCCUUAAAAGUUAGAAACAAACAUUACAGCAUGCUGAACAGAGAAAAGUUAUCCAAUUUCAUAGAUUUGUAAUGUCAAGCAUUGGCCCAUUGAACUGUUUUUGAAGAAAAUGAAAGACAAAAUACUUUCUGGAUGAAGUGAAAGAUCACAUUUCAGGACCCUGCCCUCAACAUAAGACUUGAAGCUCAAUCCAAAGAUGUUGAGUAUGCUACUUUUUUUUUCAGAGGCUCAUAAAAGUAUCACAUCUCAUGCAAGGUGUUAGGCAUCAGCAUUACUUGACAUAAUAAAUACUUCAGAUUUAGUCUGUGACAGCAAGCUUCAGUUAAAUCUUCUCACAAGAUCCUCUUUUUCCUGAUAUCUGUGUUGCGAUCAGAUGUUGUACUUGAGAGUGAAAGGCUCUCUCUUCUAGGAAAUAUCGGGAUAUAGGCCAGUCAAAAAGGUCGAUGGAGGCAAAAUACUAAACUACAGUAACUGCAAAACUGAGUGAUGAGUCAAUAUAGCUGUAAAAAAUAACAUAUAACCAGACCACAAGGACAUCCUUGUAGACCCCUAACAGAUCCUUACAUUACUUGAUAGUCAUGUAUCUGAAUCUUGACCAGAUACAGCCAAACAGCUACAUCGCUCACUAACAGCAGGGAACUUCUAGAUAGAUAGAUAGAUAGAUAAGUACUUUAUUAAUCCCAGUCAAGAAAUUUAGGGGUCAUGUCACUCACAGACUCAUACACAGUACACUAACAAAGACAACGACAACAAACAACAACAAAUGCACCUCUGCAGACCAGCCAAGUAGAAUAAAACCAGUAUAAAAGUGCAGUAAAUGCAGUAGUGCUAGCAGUCCAGUAUGUAUAUAGUGCUGAGGUGCACAGGUCCUCGACCACAGCAGCAUUCAAACAUGGUAAAUAUCUUGAAUCUGUUUUUGUAGAGACUCUUUUUACAGGUCAAACUUCCACCUCCUGAAAGACCAUCUGCAUUUUCGAUGAUUUUUUAUAUUAUCUCUUGUCUCCUUUGCAGGUUGAGAGAUUGUCUGAGGAGGGUCAACGACACGUCCUCCAGGGUAGUUGGUCAGGCAUUCUUUAACGUCAUCGGCGUGCCGUGCUUUGACUUUGCCUAUGAAGAGCAGUGUGCUGAGCGGCACUGGUAUGGCAUGUGAGUAUCAGUGGACCCCUGUGCUGAACUUUUAAGUAGAUUUGCAGCACAUUGAGCUGUACGACUUUCUGUAACUGCCUCCCUCUCGUUUAGGUGUAGACGAUACGAGAAGCUUCCAGUUGCUGUGCUAAGGGAGGCGGUUCCCUAUGACUUUGGUGGCAUUGACGUCAUUGACGUGUUGACGUUGGCUCCUCCCAUCAAGAAAGAGUCCGAGAGCGGCCCAGAGGAGAAGAAACCAGACAGUACGACACAGUCUACCCUGUCAGGCCCUGAGGAGCCGUCACUCAGAAACGUUGUCACAGCCGCCGAGGACUUCAUCAAAGUCCUUGCUACCGUCUCUACCUCUCAAAGCUCCACUGCUGACUCUGAUAAAACAGAGACGCAAAGCUCAGAGAAGAAGAAGAGGAAGAACACGGGGAAGAAGAAGAAGACUAAAAAGCAGAAAGGAAAAGGUAAGGGGAGGAAGAGGAAGCAAAAAGCAGAGGCAGGUGUUAAACUGGAGGAAGGAGCUGCAGUUUCCACCUCCAGGAACAAAGCAGGCGACGGUAUUUCUCUGAGCAACUUCAUCAGUGAGUCGCACAAACACGCCCCAUCGAGUACAAACACAAAUGGUGUCGAAGACGGGGAAUAUGAGCCUGGAGAAAGAGAAGAGCCCUCCAAUGAAGUCAUGAAAGAUGAACCAGCAAUGGGAGAGCCUGUUUCCAUAACAACAACUGCAACAGAGGAGGAGAAACCAGCAGAGUCAGAGCCUGAGUCCACAGUACAAGUCCCCUCCCCUACAGGCAGGACAACAGUCGCUCCACAGAGAGCAAAAGUCAGAAAGUUGAGAAAAGAGAGGCGGAAAAAGGGCAAGAAAUUUCACUUCCCUGAGAACACAACAGACAACUCAAGAUCUACUCCUGUCUCUUCCAUCAUUGCCACAUCCCCAACAGCAAGACCCGAACAAAGCACCGAGAGUGACUCUGAGAAGCGACCCAUCUCCAGCACUGCCAGGACGGCUAUUGUAAUCCCUAAAGUCAAAAGAAACAGGUCAAAGGAGAGAGGAGACAAAGAAAGGAGGAAAAAAAGGAGAAAAGUCAGCCCAGCUUCUCCCAUUGUGACCAUCGCUCAUGAAAAUUCCUCUACGGACAAUCUGAAAGUGAUCCCUCUCACUCCCACAGCUCCCACUGCGCCCUUACUGCCCACAACAGAGCGACAGAUCUCACACAGGCUGCACUUUCAUGCGGUGCAGACAAGCUUCCAAGUCCCUGCCCUGAACUCCUCCUAUAGUGUUUUAAAAAGGCAGAAAUCAAAAGGAAGAGGGCUGAGGAGCAGGAGGAGGAAAACAGUUUUGCCUCUGCAGAGUGACUAUCCACUUUUUCACAACAGCUCGGACAUUCUGCUUCCAAUUCGUCUCGCUCUAAGGACGAGCAACGCUCUGGACAUCCCUGAAACUUCUACUACAGUUAUCAAGCCCAUAGAAGUGACAGAAACUCACAAUGAAUGGAGGCUUUUUCCUUUCACAGCGGCCCCUUCUAUCAUCGCAAAAACACACAAACAGACAUUCAGACACAGAAAGUCAAGUAAAAAAGCCUUGCCCCUUUCUCCAAGUGAUGGCAUGUCUUCGCCCAAACAAACUGAACAAACACCAACGACAUUUACAACCACGACAUCCAAAGUCACCGCUGCUAUAGAGCUACACCUGCAGAUGUCCGAGAACCACUUCAAGUCCACCUUAGCAACUCCCAUCAUGAGUCCGCUUCAGUUAUCUAUCGAGAAAGCAAAAGCGCAGUUCAUCAGGAAGAAGAGACGGAAAGCCGCGCUGUUUUCCCGACACCAGUGA